Molecule: messenger RNA, 3633 nt
Organism: Onychostruthus taczanowskii (white-rumped snowfinch)
Lineage: Eukaryota; Metazoa; Chordata; Aves; Passeriformes; Passeridae
Gene: ZNF804B
Product: zinc finger protein 804B
Exons: 6
Coding region: 1-3633 (1210 amino acids)
Cellular component (GO): nucleus
Source: RefSeq, a predicted model, not a curated record
AUGUGCUCUGGCUGCCGCCGCCUUCAGUGCAUCCUGCUGCUGGCAGCGCUCACCCGGGCGCUGGAUGAGACGGGAGCAGGGAGAUCGCUGCUGCGGUUCCGCCCGCUCCUUCAUGCGGGCUUCUGCUCCGGCGGAGGUCGCACCGCCGCCGCGGAGGAGCCGGGCUGCCCUCCCACCCCGAGCCCGCCCGCCCGGGGGGCCCGCAUGGCGUGCUACCUGGUCAUCAGCUCCCGGCACCUCAGCAACGGGCACUACCGCGGCAUCAAAGGCGUCUUCAGGGGACCGCUCUGCAAGAAGGGCGCUCGCUCGCCGGACUACGCUGAGAAGGAGAAAGCUGCAGCUAAGGCCCUGGAGGAUGUGAAGGCUAACUUCUACUGUGAACUGUGUGACAAGCAGUACCACAAACACCAGGAAUUUGACAACCACAUCAAUUCUUAUGACCACGCUCACAAACAGAGAUUGAAAGAUUUAAAACAAAGGGAAUUUGCUCGAAAUGUGGCUUCAAAGUCAUGGAAAGACGAGAAGAAACAGGAAAAAGCACUCAAGCGACUCCACCAGCUUGCAGAGUUACGGAAGCAGUCAGAAUGCAUCACUGGGAGCGGACCAUUGCUUAAAGCCCCCCGAUUAGUCCUGGAAAAGCAGCAAUCACCAGAUGGUAUUUUCCUGUACAAGGGCAGCAAGUUCACAGCAAAUUCUCAAAGAACCAUCACAAGUGAAGGACAAGGCUUCUCCAAAAGCAUACUAGAGAAACAGCAACUUAUUAUAAGCAGGCACCACCCCCCAGCUGAAAGACACCAUGCACUUGGAAAUCACAUCUCACAAAUGUUCCCAUACAGCAACAGUACCUCUCAAAGGGCAGGAGUGUCUUUUUCAUUCUCUAAAAAGGUCCCUUUGAAGCUUGAGUCAUCAGCAUCCGUCUUCAGUGAAAACUGUGAAGAAGGAAAUGAUUAUAGUGAGUCCCCCAACCAUAAAAAAAAGCAAACUAUUGAGGGCUGUCAUUCUGUCACACUUUUGGAGGAACAACAGAAAGCAAGUUUGGAUAAAGAGCCAUUUAUUACACAAGACCAAAUGGAUUUGGAUAACAGUGCAUCAAGUCAUGUAGCUACAAAACCUAAAAUGCUAAAGGAAAAUGAAAAAAGUAAUGAUAAGGAAUCAGAAGAAAAAUUCAGAGAUAAUCCUUCAUUUUCUAAAGUCAAAAUACCACUUCCAAAUUUUUCUGCUUCCCUGAGAGAAACAGAGAAACAGAGCAAACUGAAUGAAUCUGAGCAAUUCUUAGAAACUCCCAUCUCAUCUUCAUGCCAAGCUAGCAAUUUUUGUACACAGCUGAACACCUACAAGCCCAGUAAUGCCCACCUGCCUGCCCAGUUAUCUGAGCUCCCACGACAGCCAGCACCUGAGCUGACCUGUUCAAGCAACAUUAAUGAGAGUCCUGGAGUGAUAAAAAGAGAAAGAUCUUUGGAGAUUACCGAAACCACAGAUGGAAAUAUGGAAACACUUGAAAAGGAGACCAUGGUUAAAGAAGUUAGGCCCCAGGCAUUGCCUUUCCUCCAUGUAGUGAGCAAAGAUGGCACCACUGCUCUGCAGUGGCCCACAGAAUUACUUUUGUUUACAAAAACUGAGCCCUGUAUUUCAUAUGGCUGUAAUCCACUGUAUUUUGACUUCAGACUCUCUUUAAAUCACAGGGAGGGUAAACAGAAUGAAAUAAACAAAGCAAGCUGUAAAGAGCUCUCUAAAAAUAAGACUGCAGAUGAAUAUGAACCCUCAGGUUUAAUAAAACACAAGCAAAUGUCAAAUGAACAAGAUAAUCAGCUGUUGAAACCAAAGAAGACGAAAGGUUCCCUAAAUCCAAGAAAGGCCAAGCAAAAAGCUGAGUCAGACAUAGGGAAAGAAAUGAAUAAAAAUGGUCAGAAAUGUAUUGCAGACAAUUUGAAUGAAAAUAUACCCAAAGUGCCUGCUUACCUUGAUGUCUCACAAAAGGAUUAUGUGACAGAAAAACGUCUUUAUACAAAAUCACUGAGGAGACCUUUAAAACAUCAUUUCCAUGACUUAGAAGUCACAGAACUAGAAGCUGUAUUCAGAGUAGCACAAUUAAAUAUCGAAGAUGUUCAAGACAUAAACUUUUACAAAGCAGAGACAGGUCUAAACACGGCAGAUGUAGACAUCAGCAUCUUGGCAAAGGGUUUAGCAGGAGUAGAAGCUGCCACAAAUCCAAAAGUGGUUCCACUAGUGAUUCAAGAAGCAGUGAAAGAUCAUCUAGCAGCAGAAUAUCAAGAUGCAGCAGUUCAGGAUCCUCAGUCUAAAAACGUUGCCACCUGCUCUUCCAAAAACCUGGCAAAAGACAUAUGUGGAAAAAGAAAGUCAAUGACAGCCAAGUUACUUUUAGAAAGAGUGCAGUCUAAGAAAACCCAGGAACAAAUGUAUGAUCCAGAGAGAUUUUCAAUCAGUACUGGGAUAGAAUUAAAGGAUCACUCACAAAGUCACUUUGCUCUUCAGUUUUCAUCAUCAGUAGAUGACACUGCAAUGUUACCUUUGCCAGAGAAAGUGCUAAGCAAAGGUAAAAAUGAUAUGAGACAUAAUGAAAUCAGUUUGUUGAAAAACAGUGUGAAGAAAAACAACACUGAAGCAUCAGAGAUAACAAAUGUUACUCUUUCACCUGGAACUGAUUAUGAUCAUUGUGUUCUUAAAGACAUAAUUCAAAUUGAAACAGGCUAUCAGAAUCCAAGCAUAAAAAGGAACACAGCAAUAAAGGAACAAACCAAUCUCUUCAUUAGUGAAGUGCAGCCCUUUAUACAAAGCUGUGAUCCAGUACCAAAUGAUUUCCCUGGUGCUUUUCCCUCUAAUAGAUAUUCUGUUGCUAAUUCAACAGAGACCAAAGAAGAACUACAUGAUGUAAACAUGGACUUGAACCGGGCAGAAGGCAGUUCAGACUCUUUUUGUGACAGUGCUAUGCAGAGGUAUGGUGAUACACUAAAUGACCUAGAAGUGUACAGUAAACCCACCUCCCCUCCUUUAACACAGCAGCCUAUCACAUUUACACCAGAAGAAGUAGACAAAUACAGGUUGCUGCAGCUGCAAGCCCAGCAGCACAUCCAGAAACAACUUCUGGCAAAACAUCUGAAAGUUUUGCCUGCCCCAGGACCAGCUGCCUUCUCUGCAACACCAGCAGUUCCUGCCCUCCCUGUUCAGCAGCAGGCUACUGUCACCACCAUCCACCACACACUGCUGCAACGCUUUGCUGUCUCAGCAUCUGUGCACUCCCACGGCAGCCAUCUCUCCCUGGCACCCCUCCACCCCCUCUCUCAGGCACAUUUUGCCCCCAUAUCACUUUCCCCAUUAGCGCCGGCCCUUAUUCCCACCCACCCUGCUUUCCUGACAGGACACCCACUGCACUUGGUUUCUGCCACUCCCCUCCACCCUUCCCCACUGACCUUCCCUGCACUGCCACACGCUGCAUAUAUCCCAGCCUUAUUUACACCACACCUGAACACAGUCACACCUUCUGCUAUACACCCAAAUCACUUAGUGCAUCCCUUAUUCCAAGGACAAGAGCCUCAUCACUAUUCUUGUUCUAUCCAGACCCAACAGUUACCUACAGCAAAAGAAGUUUUCAGUGUUUCUAGCUACUUAAACUAG